CCUGUAAAUGCAGCAGUGCUUGCAUUCAGUGUGUGUGCACGUUUCUUUCUUUUUAGUGACACAGACAGAGGGAGAGUCAGAAAGACAGAGAUUUGCUGUAGUAGAAAGUAAGAAGGGGAGGGAGGUAGCUGGAGACGCCAGGGAGAGAAGGAGGGAGGGGUAAGACAGAGAGAGAGAGCGGGCGAGCAAAGGGGACAGAAGGGAGGGAAAAGCGAGAGAGAGAGAGAGAGAGAGAGAGAGGGAGAGGGAGAGGGAGAGAGAAAGAAGAGGGGGAGCACAUGUGUAUGCUUGUCACUAAGGGGCUGGGAGAAGGACUAAGGGAAGCGAGGUAGCUGGCCACAGCCGCCAUAUGCUGACUGGAUUCCUGUUCAUGUCUGCUGUGUGAAGACUGUAGGUUUCUGUUGUGUGCUGGCCAGCUGGGGAACACACCAUGGGAAGCUCACAUCUCCUCAACAAAGGCAUGCCUCUAGGCAUCAGGCCACCCAUUAUGAAUGGGCCCAUGCAUCCGCGCCCACUGGUGGCGCUGCUGGAUGGGCGAGACUGCACUGUGGAGAUGCCCAUCCUAAAAGAUGUAGCAACAGUGGCCUUUUGUGACGCUCAGUCUACACAGGAGAUCCACGAGAAGGUGCUGAAUGAAGCUGUAGGCGCUCUGAUGUACCACACCAUUACUCUGAUGAGAGAAGACCUAGAAAAGUUUAAAGCUCUGCGCAUCAUCGUACGCAUCGGUAGUGGCUAUGAUAACAUUGACAUCAAAUCUGCCGGGGAACUGGGCAUAGCUGUGUGCAAUAUGCCAGCAGCCUCGGUGGAGGAGACGGCGGACUCCACACUGUGUCACAUCCUCACCUUGUACCGACGCAUCACCUGGCUGCACCAGGCUCUCAGGGAGGGAACGCGGGUUCAAAGCGUGGAGCAGAUCCGAGAGGUGGCGUCAGGAGCCGCGAGGAUCAGAGGAGAGACACUGGGACUUAUAGGGCUCGGUCGAGUAGGCCAGGCUGUAGCCCUGCGAGCCAAGGCCUUUGGCUUCAAUGUGAUCUUCUAUGACCCUUAUUUGGCUGAUGGUGUAGAAAGAUCCUUGGGACUACAAAGGGUCACCACACUACAGGACCUGCUCUUCCACUCUGACUGUGUCUCUCUGCACUGCAGCCUCAACGAACACAACCACCAUCUUAUUAACGACUUUACCAUCAAACAGAUGCGCCAGGGGGCGUUCCUGGUGAACACGGCCAGGGGGGGUCUGGUAGAUGAGAAGGCCUUGGCUCAGGCCCUGAAGGAGGGGAGGAUACGUGGAGCUGCUCUGGAUGUUCAUGAGACAGAGCCUUUUAGUUUCAGUCAGGGUGCGCUGAAGGACGCUCCCAAUCUGAUUUGCACCCCACACGCUGCCUGGUACAGCGAACAGGCAUCGCUGGAGAUGAGAGAGGAAGCAGCCAGGGAGAUCCGAAGGGCUAUCACAGGUCGUGUCCCCGACAGUCUAAAGAACUGUGUGAAUAAGGAGUUCCUCUCCCAGAACAACCACUGGGCAGGAGUUGACCCAGCUACCGUCCACCCCGAGCUCAACGGGGCUUAUAGGUAUCCCCCAGGUGUAGUGAGCUUGCCAGCUGGUGGCCUCCCACCAACUGUUGAAGGCAUUGUGCCCAGCGCCGUGCCCAUCACACACACCCUUCCGCCUGCUGUCACACACCCUCCUCAUGUCCCAUCCCCCGGACAAAAUACAGUCAAGCCACCAGAGGGCGACAGGGAGCAGCAUCCAAAUGACCAGCUGUAGCCCCAAACACACACACACACACACACGGCAACCGGGAUCUAGUGAUAAGUUCCCCAGUGACAAGUUGUUAUCAGAAAGGGUCACAGAGUGUCAGAGACAGGUUGAGGUCCAAUAACAAUUGUUCACAACCCCUGGCAAAUGGUUCCCAGCAGCCAGUUCACACUCCAAAGAGAAAAUGAUGAUGAUGAUAAAUAGGAUGAUGAACAAGAGUGGAUAGCUGUCAGAUGCUCUAAUCAAAGAGUGCUGAGUUGUCCUCUGCUCCAACCAGAUGCACUGAGAAAGCCUGCAAAGAUCCACAGGUUGAUCUUCACAUAAGAACUACAGUAUGGUCAAGUUUCUAAGGAGUCCUGGAGGUGACAUGGAGAAAAAAAAAAAAAAAAA
Molecule: messenger RNA, 2143 nt
Organism: Etheostoma spectabile (orangethroat darter)
Lineage: Eukaryota; Metazoa; Chordata; Actinopteri; Perciformes; Percidae
Product: C-terminal-binding protein 1
Exons: 12
Coding region: 431-1762 (443 amino acids)
Biological process (GO): regulation of transcription by RNA polymerase II
Cellular component (GO): nucleus
Molecular function (GO): transcription coactivator activity; transcription corepressor activity; transcription coregulator binding
Source: RefSeq, a predicted model, not a curated record